CUGAGGUAUAGCAACAAAGGGGUGGUGGCGCAGUUGGCUAGCGCGUAGGUCUCAUAGCUUCUGAGUAAUCCUGAGGUCGAGAGUUCGAGCCUCUCUCACCCCAAUAUCUUUUUUUUUCCCCAUUUUUUGGUGAAAAUUUCAAAUUAUGCGCCAAAUUUGCUGUACAAAUUGGCCCAAAAUCGCAUUUUGAAGAAAAAUUUUGGUGAAGAAGAUGAAGAAGCAACCUGAAAUACUACCAUUGGGACAGCGGUCAAUUGCUUCAACUUUUCUCUUUCGUUCUCCAAAUCAGUCUACUGGUUGUGAGAAGAAAGUGGAAAGCAGAGGUUCCAAUCAAAAGGGUUCAAGCAUAUCUCUAUCUGAUUUCCUCAGCAAAAAAUUGCACAAAAGUCCUGUUUUGCCCGGAGUAGUUCCAGGAAACAAGAAAUUCUCGGUCCCAACUUGUAGUAAAGACACAAGUAAGUGUGUGAAGGGACGAUUCAAUUGUUCGAAAGAUGGAGAAACAGGAAUUCCAUGUGCUCUUGAUGCUAUUUUUGAACAAUACAAGAACACCAUGAAAGAGAACCAAGAUGUUUCUGCUCCUAAUGAUUUCCGUGAGGUUUCCGUCACCGAUAAUGUCAGAAAAUCAAGAAAAAGAGGCUUUAUUGAAGGUAGCAGUGGAAACCAAUCAGCUCGAAAGGUUUUGGCCGUUCUUGGAGAAGGUUCAGCAGAAAAGCCUAGAAAAAAAGUGAGAAUGCUUGAUAACAUUGAGAGACCUAGCACUCUCUUCAAUCAUUAUGCAAAUGGAGGUGGCUGGUGGGAUUGCAACAUGGAAGGUGUUGAUAAUGAAGAAGUGGGGUGUAGUGAAGUAUGGGAAGGAAUGGGUUCUACAACUCUAGGGGGAUUGGAAUGGCACUGAUAUAAGAGUAUGAGGAGAGAAAAGACUCUAUUUUUGUGAUACAACGACAACAACAUACCCACUAUAAUCCCAGAGGUGGGGUUUGGGAAGGGUACAAUGUACGCUGACCUUACUCCUACCUCGUGGAGGUAGAUAGAUUGUUGUUGUUGAGCUUACCUUAUAUUAUAUAUAAUAUGCAUGACACAAGUAGCUAUUAUGAAACAAUUAUGACAAGUCAAUUUACGUGAAGUGUUUCCUUUCUAGGCUCA
Solanum tuberosum (potato) is the source of this 1143-nucleotide messenger RNA. RefSeq lists its product as uncharacterized. The coding region runs from base 212 to 895 and encodes 227 amino acids. The record is from RefSeq and is a predicted model, not a curated record. The transcript is spliced from 5 exons. Lineage: Eukaryota; Viridiplantae; Streptophyta; Magnoliopsida; Solanales; Solanaceae.